Dictyostelium discoideum AX4 is the source of this 1500-nucleotide messenger RNA. It is a transcript of the gene udkA, whose product is annotated as uridine kinase. Gene Ontology annotation, biological process: CTP salvage; CMP biosynthetic process; UMP salvage. The record is from RefSeq and is a predicted model, not a curated record. The transcript has 4 exons. Lineage: Eukaryota; Evosea; Eumycetozoa; Dictyosteliales; Dictyosteliaceae. Bases 1 to 1500 code for a protein of 499 amino acids. Gene Ontology annotation, molecular function: ATP binding; uridine kinase activity; kinase activity.
AUGAGUGAUAAUAGUACUACAAAAGUAACAACAAAUGAUUCACCAUCAUUAACUACAACAACAUCAACAACAACAGCACCAACAACAACAACUACAACAACAACAACACCAACUCAUAAUCAUGAUACAACAAUUGCACCAGGUGUUGUUAAAAAAGUUUAUACAUCUGGUCGUCCACCAUGGUAUGAUUCAAAAGGUAAUUUAAAAAAUCCUUUAGUAAUUGGUGUUUGUGGUGGUAGUGCUAGUGGUAAAACUACAGUUUGUGAUAAAAUCAUUGCAAACUUAAAUGUCCGUUGGGUAGUUUUAUUAUCAAUGGAUUCAUUCUAUAAAAAUUUAUCAAAAGAUAAUGAUCCUUCAAAAUAUAAUUUUGAUCAUCCAAAUGCAUUUGAUUAUGAUUUAAUGGUUAAAACAAUUAGUGAAUUAAGAGCAGGUAAAAAAGUUAAUAUUCCAAAAUACUGUUUUAAAACACAUAGUAGAUUAGUACAUCAAGAUACAGUUUAUGGUGCUGAUGUUAUUAUUUUAGAAGGUAUUUUAACAUUAUACUCAAAGGAAUUAAGAGAUUUAAUGGAUAUUAAAAUUUUCAUAGAUACUGAUGAUGAUGUUCGUUUAGCAAGAAGAUUAAAAAGAGAUAUCGCUGAAAGAGGUAGAACUUUAGAAAGUGUUUUACAUCAAUAUAAUACAUUUGUUAAACCAUCAUUUGAUGAUUAUAUCAUUCCAUUAAAAAAAUAUGCAGAUAUUAUUGUGCCAAGAGGAUCAGAUAAUAUUGUUGCAAUUAAUUUAUUAACAAAUCAUAUUAGAUUAAAAUUAAAAGAGAGAGGAUUUGAUCCAGAAAAGACAGCACAAUUGGAUUUGGAGGGAUUGGAAUUACCAAGUUCAAUUCAUGUAAUUAAGGAAACUAAUCAAAUUAAAGCAAUGCUUUCAAUACUUAGAAAUAAGGAUACCAAAGUCGGUGAUUUCGUUUUCUAUUCUGAUCGUUUAUGUUCAUUAAUCAUUGAAGAGGCUUUAACUUAUUUACCAUUCACUGAAAAGAUUGUUACUACUCCAACUGGUUCACUUUAUCAUGGUGAAGAAUUAAAUAGUAGAAUUUGUGCUUUAGUUGUUUUAAGAGCUGGUGGUUGUAUGGAACAACCACUUCGUUCAAUUUGUAAAGGUAUUAGAACUGGAAAAGUUUUAAUUCAAUCUGAUGAAAUGAAAAAACCACAUUUAUUCUAUGAAAAAUUACCAAAUGUUACAGAUUCUCAUGUUUUAGUUUUAGAUCCAACAAUUGCAACUGGUGCAUCAUCAGAGAUGGCAAUUAGAGUUUUAUUAGAUCAUGGUGUUCCUGAAAAUAAAAUUAUAUUUGUUAGCGUUAUUGCUUCACUCAAAGGUAUUUUAUAUUUAAAUUAUAGAUUCCCUGAUGUUCAAUUCGUAGUUAGUGCCAUCGAUAAAGAAUUAUCUGACGAAGGUUUCAUUUUACCUGGUUGUGGUUUUUAUUCAAAUCGUUAUUUCGGAACCCACUAA